This is a messenger RNA of Dipodomys spectabilis (banner-tailed kangaroo rat), 756 nucleotides long. Its product is annotated as keratin-associated protein 9-4-like. The record is from RefSeq and is a predicted model, not a curated record. NCBI's taxonomy places the organism in Eukaryota, Metazoa, Chordata, Mammalia, Rodentia, Heteromyidae. The transcript is spliced from 2 exons. The coding region runs from base 1 to 756 and encodes 251 amino acids. Gene Ontology annotation, cellular component: keratin filament.
AUGACCAACUGCUGCUCCCCUUGCUGCCAGCCCACCUGCUGCAGGACCACCUGCUGCAGAACCACCUGCUGGAGACCCACCUGUGUGACCAGCUGCUGCCAGCCCUGCUGUCAGCCCAGCUGUGGCAGCUCCAGCUGUUGCCAGCCCUGCUGCCAAACUACCUGCUGCACAACCCGCUUCAGACCCACCUGUGUGACCAGCUGCUGCAGCAGACCCUGCUGCCAGCCCUGCUGCUGUGUGUCUAGCUGCUGCCAGCCCUGCUGCCAGCCAGGCUGCUGUGAGUCUAGCUGCUGCCAGCCCUGCUGCCAGCCCUGCUGCCAGCCUCGCUGCUGUGAGUCUAGCUGCUGCCAGCCUUGCGGCCAGUCCAGCUGCUGCCAGCCAGUUUGCUCUGGACCUGUGUACUGCACAAGAACCUGCUACUACCCCACAUGUGUCCGUGUGCCUGGUUGUCUGUCCCAGGGCUGCGGCCAUUCCUGCUUUUCCUCUUGCUGCCAGCCCAACUGCUGCCAGUCUACCUGCUGGAGACCAACCUGUAUGGCCAGUUGCUGCUGCCAGCCAUGCUGCCAGCCCAGCUGCUGCCAGCCAUGUUGCCAGCCCAGCUGUUGUGAGUCCAGCUGCUGCCAGAUCUGCUGCCAGCCAGCUUGCUCUGGGCCUGUGUACUGCACCAGAACCUGCUACCACCCCACAUGCGUCCGUGUGCCUGGUUGCCUGUCCCAGGGCUGCGGAUCCAGCAGCUGCCAGUCUUGCUGCUGCUGA